This is a messenger RNA of Podarcis raffonei (Aeolian wall lizard), 1803 nucleotides long. Its product is annotated as vomeronasal type-2 receptor 26-like. Lineage: Eukaryota; Metazoa; Chordata; Lepidosauria; Squamata; Lacertidae. Gene Ontology annotation, cellular component: membrane. The record is from RefSeq and is a predicted model, not a curated record. The transcript is spliced from 5 exons. Gene Ontology annotation, molecular function: G protein-coupled receptor activity. Gene Ontology annotation, biological process: G protein-coupled receptor signaling pathway. The coding region runs from base 1 to 1803 and encodes 600 amino acids.
AUGACUCUGGGAUUUCACACCCAUGAAAACUAUUUCAAUGCAAGGAAAACAUAUGAAUGUUCAUUAAGUAUCCUUUCAGGAAGAGGCAGAGCAGUUCCCAACUACACCUGCAGGAAACAGAACAACUUAAUAGCUGUUAUUGGAGGGCUAAAGUCCAUGUCAUCCAUUCAGAUGUCAACUAUCUUAGGUUUAUACAAGAUACCACAGAUCAGCUAUGGAUCAUCUGAUGAAGUAUUGAGAAGUAAAACCCUUUUCCCAUUUUUCUACCGGACUGUCCCAAAUGAAGGUCUUCAGACCUUAGGAAUAACCAAAUUAGUUUUGCACUUUGGUUGGACCUGGGUUGGCCUCAUAGCAUCUUAUAAUGAUCAAGGUGAAACCUUUGUCCUGAACUUGAAGAAGGAAUUUGUCCAAAAGGGUGUGUGCAUUGAAUUUACAGAAAUGCUUCCAAAAAUGCUUGAUAAUACUAUGCAUGUAAAAAAUAAAAUAAUUAAGUCAUCCUCCAGUAUCAUUGUGGUGUAUGGAGAUACAGAUUUCCUCAUCUGGCAACAGUCACAACUUUUGGCAGAAAAGGCAUUGGGUUGUGUCAGUGAAGCUCAGAUGCUGACAGGAGAAGAAGAACCAGGCAUAGAAAGAGAACAGUUAACAGCAGAAGACAGAGAGGAGGGGGAGAGCAGCUGUAAUCUGAGCUCUGAACAAAGGGGAGACAAAAGACAGGGCCAAAGUGACAGGCGGCUGUGUGAGAGCUCCAAUAGUGAGUUAGAUGUUCCACAAUCUAUCUGCACCAAGAGCUGCCUUGAAGGUCAGCAUAAGAUAGCCAUUGAAGGGAAUCCUGUCUGUUGCUUUGCUUGUUCUCCAUGCCCAGAAGGAACGUUUUCUAACUACACAAAUGCAGAUUGUUGUGAGAAAUGCCCAGAAGAUCAGUACCCAAAUCCAGAUAAAACAAACUGCAUUCCAAAGUCAGUCACAUUUUUGUCAUUUCAUGAGCCUUUGGGGAUUGGUUUGGCUGGGACAGCUGGUUCCCUUUUUCUUAUCACAAUUUUGGUGCUAGGGGUUUUUAUUAAGAACCAGGAUACUCCCAUUGUAAAAGCCAACAAUCGGAAUCUUACCUACACCCUUCUCAUUACCCUGAUGCUCUGCUUUCUUUGUUCCUUCCUAUUUAUUGGUCAGCCUGGAAAAGUGACUUGCCUUCUCCGACAAACUACUUUUGGGAUUAUAUUUUCUGCCUCUAUUUCUUGUGUCCUGGCAAAGACUGUCACUGUUGUUCUGGCUUUCAUGGCCACUAAGCCUGGAAAUAAGAUUAGGAAAUGGAAUGGAACAAAAUUGACAAACUCCAUCACUCUUUUCUGUACUCUUACUCAAGUUAUCAUCUGUAUUGCCUGGCUUAAAUCCUCUCCUCCAUUCCCUGAUUUUGACUUUGAAUCUGAGGCUAAUCACAUAGUAAUCCAGUGUAAUGAAGGAGCUGCCCCUAUGUUCUACACAGUCCUUGGUUACAUGGCCUUUCUUGCUAUUGUAAGCUUCUCUGUAGCUUUUCUAGCCAGGAAGCUGCCAGACAUUUUCAACGAAGCCAAGUUCAUCACCUUCAGCAUGCUGAUUUUUUGCAGCAUUUGGAUCUCAUUUAUUCCCACAUAUUUCAGCACUAAAGGGAAGUUUAUGGUGGCUGUAGAGGUCUUCUCCAUUUUAGCCUCCAGUGCAGGCUUGCUGGGGUGCAUCUUCUUCCCCAAAGUCUACAUUAUUGUCAUGAGGCCUGACCAGAACACCAAAAGGAAGUUACUAAAGAAAUCAAAUGCUGGAACAAAUAAAUGA